Molecule: messenger RNA, 1259 nt
Organism: Erythranthe guttata (spotted monkey flower)
Lineage: Eukaryota; Viridiplantae; Streptophyta; Magnoliopsida; Lamiales; Phrymaceae
Source: RefSeq, a predicted model, not a curated record
AUAGCCAUAGUUGUUUCUGACUUAAGUUUUGUCUUCACUAGGUCUAAAUACUAUGGAGUUCGGGCAGAACGGAGUAACACUUUCACAAGAAGAUGUUGCUUGGGCAGAUUCUUGCUUCAGUAAAGACCCCGACACUGAUUGGGAUUCCCUUAAAUACGCCUUGUUACAAACUCUCGACACCCAAAAUCACUCAUCUUACGAGAGAGAAAACUCUCCCAAAGCAAGAGCAAAUAUGGAUAUCAGUUCUAGUGAAAAUACUAGCGACGAAGGAGAACAAGAACCAAACAGUAACGGCCGUUCAAACGAUGAAAAUACUGACGAAUUCUGGUCGAGACAUAAAAGGGAAGAUGUUUUUCUUCCAACGUACAACGAAAAUACGAGGGACUUUGGAGUUUUCGAUCCCGAGGUGGAUUUUGUUUUUCAAGCGUUUGAAGUGGAGGAAGGGCUAUCAUCAUCGAGCGAAGACAUUUUCAAGACAUGGGAUUUAGGUAUAGCGCCUCGUGAAGACGAAGAAGAAGAUGCUAUGGUGCAGAUAAUUAAAUCCCUUGCAUGGAAAGACUUGUUCGAUGAUUCACUCGAUGAUCUCGUUUCUGGAAUUGCAGGCCUCAGUUUGAGUUCUAAAUCAGGCUAACUACUUAACUUAUUCACUGUUGAUAUUUCCCCUAGCGGCACGAAAUAGCUUAUGCUUAUUUAUUUAGCGUUACAUAUUUCAUUUUAAAGCUCUCUUUCUCGCCUUUUUUUUUCCUUUCGUUUUUUCGAUUCAAUUGUUGGGGACUUGCUUACCUGUCUGAAUGAAACCUGACCACAAAACCAGUUCAAUUACCAAGCACAGUUUUUUUGUUCCAUGGCUUAUGGUUAUAUUCAGACCAAAAUCCUGGGACUAAAUAUUGGCCAUUUAUCACCUAAUCAUAGGCCAAAAAAGGAGACCACAGCCUCAUAUUUAUUUGUGAUGCCAAGAAAAUAUUAAAAAAGAAAAUUUAUUUAUUUAUUUGUUUUUGGGUAUGGUUAUAUGAUGAAUUUGCAACCAGUGGUGCAACAUGCCAAAGCCGGACAAAUUAUCACAUCCACAUGGAGGCUGGUGAUUGGUCCACACAUAACAGCCUCAGAGGACAUAUCUUUCCACACUAUACACUUUUUUAUAUAUAUAGAGAGUUUGUUUGCACACUGAGGAUGUGUGGCAAAGAGAGUGAGAGGGAGAUAAGAUUUUUGAAUAAGGGUUGGCCGUUGCUUCUUAUUUCUAUCACAUUCUCAAGAAAAAA